CUGACUUCAUGUUCACUCCAGCAGGUGUUUACUUAAGGGGGUGCAGCAUGCCUGCUGAAAUACAAAUCAAUAUAACAAAGCUGAAGUCAUCUCGUUGGAUUUAGCUAGCAAAUAUUCAUUUGACAGGGUUUUUAUAGGGGGGGGAACCAGUUUGCCCUUCUGCCUCUGAAGAGAUAACAGCAUAAAAAAUCGGAAGCACGGAUACUGGAAGAUCACCUUCACAGAAGCACUGGAAGUGUUUGGUUUUGAAAGAGGACAGGCCGUUGGGAACUGUGCUGCCUGGAGAGACUUUGAGUACAGAAAAGGAGAAGAAGCAAUGACUUGUUGGGAUCUAGAUGGGGCUAGCCUGCUGUAAAGAAUCUUCCCAAGUAAUGGAAAGGAAUAGGAACCCAACUCCUGAGAUGUACCCAAGGAAACCUGAGCCAGAUGUGCCAAAGUCAGAGAGAGCAGGAAAUUUGACUUCCACUGUGAAAUUUAAGAACCAGGACUUUGUUCAGUUGAGAGACCACUGCCUGAAUCAUGGUGUUCUUUUUCAAGAUGAGACAUUCCCUGGAAACCUCAGUUCCAUUGGACACUUGCCCUUUCUAAAGAAGCCAUAUAUAAUCGAGUGGCGGAGACCAACUGAGAUCCUCUCAUACCAGAGCCCUCUUUUGAUUGUGGAUUCUGUGAGCAGAUUUGAUAUUCUUCAAGGGCCUAUAGGUGAUUGUUGGGUUCUAGCAGCUCUUGGUUCUUUGACCUUACAACCACGGUUCCUGGAAAACGUGAUUCCAAGAGACCAAGGAUUCCGACACAAUUAUGCAGGGAUUUUUCAUUUUCGGUUCUGGUACCUUGGAGACUGGCUGGAUGUGGUGAUAGAUGACCGACUGCCUUUUCUCAAUGGAGAAUACUUAUCCGUUCAUCCCCGGAGCAGAAAUGAAUUCUGGCCGCCACUGCUUGAAAAAGCCUAUGCCAAAUUGCACGGCUCCUAUCAGAAGUUGCACAUGGGCUACAUUUCUGAGGCUUUAGUGGACUUCACAGGCGGGGUCCAGAUAUCUUUGGACCUUCCUCGCCCUUCCUCUUAUCUGUAUGAGGUAGUGAAGGCUGCUGCCAAGUCAGGUUGCCUCAUGGGAUGUGUCACUCCUCCAGUGAAAAAUAACGUAAACGAGAAGAAUGGAAUUGUUCAAGGUCAUGCCUACACUGUUGUGGAGACUGCAGAGGUUCCCUAUAUGGGUAUGAAGGAACGUUUAAUUAGACUUUGGAAUCCUUAUGGCCAUAAGGAGUGGAUUGGAGCAUGGAGUGAUCGUUCCACGGAAUGGGAUCGAGUCCCGAAGCAAUACAAGAAAUCUCUGUAUGAAGACAAGGAUAACGGCGAGUUCUGGAUGUCAUAUGAAGAUUUCCAAGAACAUUUUUUAUUUUUGCAUGUUUGCAAUAAUGUGCCAACCUUCCUAGACUUUGGAGUGCAGAGGAGCAACAUGUGGUCUGUGCAAAUGCAUGUCGACAGAUGGGUUCAAGGGCUCUCCCCAGAAGGUGCCUUUUCCAGAAAUCCUCGGUAUUUAGUCCAGGUGCAGGAGCCGGACAUGAAAAAUUCCAAUGUUGUGGUAUCACUGACACAGAAACUUGUAAAUGAUACAAGGAGUCCACAACCUCCAGAACCUCCAGGCAUUCGUUUCGUAAUACUCAAGGACAGAACCACCGUUUACAACAAGGGAUUCAUAAAACAACGCGAUGUCACUAGGAUAUUUCAGUUGAGACCUGGGACCUACACCAUUAUUCCAGAAAUAUCACAAGGAGGCCAAGAGUCAGAAUUCAUUAUACGAAUCUUUCUAAAGAACCAAAACAACUACAGGGCACCAAAUACUGAGCUGAGUCCAGUGGUAACAGAGCGCAGUCCUAUGUACUCAGAAGUAGGUCCCAAUAAGGAAGCUGGAACUUACCGCCAGGUUGUGCCCAAGUGGAAUCAAGACAACUCCUAUGAAAACAUCUUCCUAAGAUAUGCUAAUCAGGCCUCUUACUUGGAUGCCUCACAGCUGCAAGGAAUUCUGAAUGAAAUAGUCCAGAAAGAUCUAAUGGCCAGUCGGGGAAGCGGAGAUGGAUUCAGCUUCGAUUCGUGCAGGAGCCUUUUAGCUCUGAUGGAUGCCAGUAAUAAUGGAAGACUCACGCUGCAAGAGUUUGAAAAGCUUUGGCGAAAUCUCUAUAAGUAUAAGGACAUUUUUGAAAGAGAAGAUGAAAAUAAUUCUGGAUUCCUAUAUAUUUCGAAUUUGAGAAGAGUAAUAGAGCAAGAAGGUCUGUUCAUCGAUGACACAACCCUCCAGCUGAUGACCGUGCGAUACGGUGACUCCUUGAUGAGGAUAAACUUUCCUGAUUUUGUGUGCUGCAUGGUUCGUCUUAAGACCAUGGCAAAGGCAUUUCGCAAUUUAUCUGCAGAUGGGAGAGGAAUCUAUUUCACUGAAGAUCAGUGGAUGACGAUGACAAUGUACUGCUAAGCAAGUGACAAGGCUCUAUAAAUGCUGCUGAAGAGGUGUGAAGAAUGACAUAUGAAGAAUGACAAGUGAAGUGGCUGUGUCGUCACUGCAGCCUCUCUACGAUGGCGGGGCAGUGGAGGGAGUAGCCACUGUUGAAACUAUGGAGCACAUCCAAAUGUAGUGCAGCGGUUAAACUGUUAGAAUCGACCAGCUGAUGAGGGAUGUAGUUUUCCUGCUCUUUUCUUAAAUAAAGUUUUUCUAUUGGUUUUA
Molecule: messenger RNA, 2711 nt
Organism: Podarcis raffonei (Aeolian wall lizard)
Lineage: Eukaryota; Metazoa; Chordata; Lepidosauria; Squamata; Lacertidae
Gene: CAPN13
Product: calpain 13
Exons: 23
Coding region: 336-2462 (708 amino acids)
Biological process (GO): proteolysis
Cellular component (GO): cytoplasm
Molecular function (GO): calcium-dependent cysteine-type endopeptidase activity; calcium ion binding
Source: RefSeq, a predicted model, not a curated record